This is a messenger RNA of Penicillium brasilianum, 2232 nucleotides long. NCBI's taxonomy places the organism in Eukaryota, Fungi, Ascomycota, Eurotiomycetes, Eurotiales, Aspergillaceae. The record is from the annotation of a GenBank genome assembly.
CAUGACUGUACCAUUCCUUUGACACUUUAAACUCCCAUUGACCUUUUAAAGCUCUGGGAAACCCUCAAUUCCGGUUGAGUAUUCAUUCAAAUGUCGUCUCCAACGUAUCAGAAGCCGGAGGUGGUCUCCAUCUCUCCUCUUCUUCAACGGCUGGCCUACCCCGCUACUGCCGAUAUUCGAGUCAGCGCAGAAGACAUUGCGUCUGCAUUUGCACUGAUCUUUGAGGAUCGAUUGUCGGACAUUCAGACCGCAGCCCUCUUAACCCUACUACACUCCACGGGGAAGGACAGACAGGCUGAUGUGAUUGCCAAAUGCUCCCACCGCAUGAGAGAGGCAGCUUGCCAGAUUUCGAAACCGGAAUUGAAGAAGGUUGUCAAAGCUCGUGGUAGGCGCGAAGGAAACUACCAGGGUGGCCUGUGCGACAUUGUCGGAACCGGCGGAGAUUCUCACUCAACCUUCAACGUGUCAACCGCCUCCUCCAUUAUUGCCUCGCCGCUUCUAGUGACAGCCAAGCAUGGCAAUCGCGCCCAGACCUCAUUCUCUGGGUCUGCCGACGUCUUGAAUGCGAUCCAGCCCAUUCCUCCCAAGAUCUCCGCGGUCAAUGCGACCAACGUGGCCAAGGUCUACGAGAAGACCAACUACGCCUUCCUCUUCGCGCCCAACUUCCACCCCGGUAUGAUGUACGCCAACCCCGUCCGACGUGGUCUGGGUCUGAGGACGAUCUUUAACCUUAUGGGACCUCUGGCCAACCCCAUCGACUGGGCUAUCGAGGCACGAGUUGUCGGCGUGGCUUACCAGAGCCUGGGUCCCGUCUUUGUCGAUGCUCUCAGGCAGGCCGGUGCCAAGAAGGCACUGGUUGUUUGUGGUGAGGAGGACAUGGAUGAGAUCAGUUGCGCAGGCCCCACCAACUGCUGGAGGCUUUCAGAGUACCCCAACCCGGCGUAUAAGCCGUCCGAAGCCGACGAGGGUGACUCGAGUGACGAUGAGGAGGAGAACCCCAAAACGCUAGUCAAGCUCGACAUAUUCCAGCUUCACCCUUCAGACUUUGGUCUCCCCGUUCACCCCCUCACCGAUGUUUAUGGUCGUAAGAUGCCCAAGGACAACGCAGCUAAGCUGAUGAGCAUCCUUCGAAACGAGCUUCCUCGGGAUGAUCCUAUUCUGGAAUUUGUGCUCAUGAACGUCGCCGCUCUACUCGUCACCGCCGGUGUCUGCGAGGCCGAGACCUCUAACAUGGGUUUUGGCGAUGAUGGUAAGGUCGUCACCGAGCGUGGACCCGGUGGAGGCCGCUGGAAGGAGGGAUUGCGCCGCGCACGCUGGGCGAUUGAAAGUGGCGAGGCUCUCAAGAAUCUGGAGCAGUUCAUUGAAGUCACAAAUCAGCUGGAGUAAGCUUGUUGGAAAAGAGAUAGCUUUCGGAGUACAGAAUGUUGAUGUCAUGAAUUUUGUGUUGAUUAUCAUGUGUCUGGAAAUCUUUUAGGUCGAGAUUGAGCGGUUUUGAUUAUAUCGUCCAGGUGAUCCAGCACUCAAACGAGGGAUUCGGCUUAUAUCUGUCUGAAUUAAUUGGAAGAAUGUGAAAAGGCUCAAACAGGACAAUAUCCCCAGAUCAAAUUUUGAUUCUCCGUAGCCAGACGAGUCCAGCCACAGGUCAUAAGUCUCAUGUAUUUCAUGAAAAACUAGUUGUGUAUUUGCAACUCCAAAGCGCCAUUCGAUGCAUCGUGUCAAAAAAUCGCGCAAAAAAAAGAGGAAUCAUAGAAUAACGCGGGCCCCCGUUUCCUUCAACUCCAUAGUGUCUGGACUUCGCAAAGUCCGAGACGAUCAUCCUGCCAGUUUAGGCGCAUGUUUAACGAGCUUCGAACUGGACCAUGCUAUUGAAGAGAACGAUAUCGAGUCAGUCCGAGUACUUGGAGAUAAGAGGGUACGCCGAAAGAAGGCUGAUGGGAACUCACCGCUUAGUCCGCUCCUUGUACAGCACACGGUGACCGCACUCCUUGCAGCGAAUGUGCUCACUGCGACGGAGAGACACGCGCGACGCGCAGUGACCGCAAAUGUAGACGACCGCGGGGCUGUCGACAGCCAUACCGCUGCCGCCCUCAGCAAAGGCGUUCUGGCCACCCAUGGAGGGGACCUGGUAAGCUUCGCGGGACAUUUUUGAGGAUUGUUUGGGUUGAAGAUUGAGGUAGGGGCGUUUUCUUAGGUCGGCGGGCAACAAAUGUGAGGAGCAAAGCGAUCGAGGGU